Molecule: messenger RNA, 1176 nt
Organism: Yarrowia lipolytica CLIB122
Lineage: Eukaryota; Fungi; Ascomycota; Dipodascomycetes; Dipodascales
Source: RefSeq, a predicted model, not a curated record
AUGAACACCCAGGUCAGUCUGUACGACGAAGAGCUGAGGAUCGUCUCCAUCUCGUGGGACGUGUAUCCACUGCUGUCGUCAGCCGUGACUCAGCUGAUCCUCAAGACCCACAAAUCAAAGUCUCCAUCUCCACUGGUGCCUUCUUCAUCUGCCCACCAUCACAUGAACCUGGAAGACUCUGUGUCGUCCACAGCGUCGUCCCAGUGCCAUUCCCGCCACUCGUCCGUGUCCAUGUCGUCGCUAGAGAGCACAGAGCCGUUUCUGAACGUGUCUUUCACCCCAGUCGAAUGCUCUCUCAUCAUUGCUGAUUCGAUAAUGGAAGAACUGCUCACACCCUUGCUCAACAUGCUGGACACAAAGACAAGGGACGAGGUAAGAGUUUCACGUGAAAUGUACGUGGCCAUCCAGGUUGACGGAGACGGACUCGACAACGGAGGAAGGGUGGUGGAUCUGACUGCCCCCUUGUCUAAGGCAGGUAUCCCCAUCUUCUUCCUCACCACAUAUUUCUCCGACUUUGUCAUGGUGCCGCUGUCGGCACGGUCACGGGUGGUUCAGGCGCUUGAAGAGCGUGGUUUCUUCUUCAACAACAUGAACAACUCAUAUGUGUCCAUCACAAACCUCAACCACAGCAAGUUGACCAGUGCGCUCAUGCCUCUGGCCGAGCCGCACACCGAGGCCGACCGAACUAUCACAGAGGCAUCACUUUCAAUGGCUUCGUCGUCGCUGUUUGCCUCCCUUAAGGUCUCGCCUCAAUUCUACGACCAUACAAAGGUAGUUCUCGUGGGAGCCCGACACAAGCGAGUGGAAGACAAUGAGCUGCUGUUCUUCAAAAUAUCCAAAAUGCUGCUCAACCCUCCAAAGUUCUUCAGCAUCUCUGUGGGACCAGACGGAGAAAUGUCUUUACUACUUGAAAGCAAAGACACGGGCUCAUUUUCGCCCAUGGACGUGGUGGGAUCCAUGGACGAAUACAUGAUUCCCACCUGUUUCGAUCUGUCCCAUCUGCCCGAAGACGCCACCGGUAUUGUGGCUGGUGUGGCCUCUUGUCUGGUAGAUGAGCCGAUCCAGAUGGGCUAUCUCAGUACUGCUCAAAGUGGUAUUGUCAUGGUAGCCGAGGAGGACUUGGCGUAUGCCAAACGAGUUCUGGGCGGUCGCAGUGGAUCUGCCAGUCCCGCUUAA